Molecule: messenger RNA, 1080 nt
Organism: Pyrenophora tritici-repentis Pt-1C-BFP
Lineage: Eukaryota; Fungi; Ascomycota; Dothideomycetes; Pleosporales; Pleosporaceae
Product: HMG box protein
Biological process (GO): regulation of transcription by RNA polymerase II
Cellular component (GO): nucleus
Molecular function (GO): RNA polymerase II cis-regulatory region sequence-specific DNA binding; DNA-binding transcription factor activity, RNA polymerase II-specific
Source: RefSeq, a predicted model, not a curated record
AUGCAAGGCCCAUGGUGCUGCAAGCAGAAGUGCGAUAAUCAAGGACAAGCGAAAGGCGUCCAAGCCAGCAGACGGCCUGCAGCCAACACCGCCAAGGCCAGAAAAAGCAGAAGCUUCAUCUGCUCGAGCUCGAACCGGCCCCUGAGCGAUUACUCGGACGUCAUUCGCAGAGCCGCAAUCUUCACUCAAAAGUGGGUCAAUCGGCCAGCACAUGUCCGGCGGAGAGAGACAGAGCUGCGAGGCGGCUACGUUGCGAGACCUCUCAACUCGUUUAUGCUAUACCGUUUAGCAUAUAUCGAAGAGGCACUGUACACGCAGCCCAAACAGCAGAAGCUCUCGGCGAUUAUAGCAGACAGCUGGCGCAAAGAGCCUGAGGUCGUGCGCCAGGCGUACGACGCCUAUGCAAAAACUGAGCGCCGCAACCACCACGAAGCGUAUCCCGGAUACAAGUUUUCCCCAAAGAAGAAGAAGUUGGUCAAAGAAGAAGAUGCCAGCCCGGAAGAGGAGCUGAUGCCGAUUUUCUGGGACGAAUGUAACUGUGAUAGCUGCCGGCUCGCCGUGGCCACGAGCAAGAAGCAAAUUCGGGACACGGUCUUGGACCCUAUCAACGCGGGCGCUUCUGUGCCGCUGCCAGCGCCUGUUAACAUGACAGCAUGGCAACCCAUGUUUCUGCCAAUCCAGCCGACCCUAUGGCAAGACCAGUACAGCAACCAGGUAGCAGGAAGCAACCUUCCCUGGCCGAGUGUGAUGACGCCAUCCUUGUUUCUGGGACCAUACAGCGCAAUGUGGGAGCCGACCAUGCCAACUACAAACGGCUCCCCUAUUGCGGAUUCGUCGUGGAGCGGGCCGGGAAUGCUGGCCGGCGUCAACUACGCGAUGCGCGCCCAUGAUCCGAGCUAUUUUGACGAGGUCGAGAAGGCGGAGGCUCAGAGAGUCUUUCGUGCGCAUUAUUUCGAGCAUAGAUACGCCUGCAAGGACCCGUUGUACGUUCUAUUCACGGUCGCAGCAGCAGGCUCUGUUGCGAUCUGUUCGACUGAGCAUCUCUACGAUAGUGGGCAGGAAGCUAUUUGGGCGCUUUAG